AUGUCGAUGGAUGAACACCAUUCUGAUGGGCCUCACAAUGCCAGUGCAGAUUUUUGGAAUUUAGACAGAAUAUACUCAAGAGAAAAAGGCAAAUUCCGGACCUGUGCACCGGGCACGAAAAUAGACGCAUACGUCGUUGACAGUGGAAUUAAUCCUGACCACGACGAUUUCCAAGUUGAAAUAGAUGGUGUGAAUAAAUCUAGAGUGAAGCCAGGGUGGCACCAUAAGAAUUAUUCCAAUACUGAAGACACCUAUUAUCAUGGCACCUUUGUGGCCAGUGUCUUAGGAGGUAAAACCUGUGGAAUCGCCCGGAAUGUGAACCUCAUUGCCGUCAAGGUGUGCACCAAUAAAUCUGAUUUAUAUCUGACGACUGCCGAUGCUGCAGUUAAAUGGAUAACGAAACAAGUUCAAAACAACAGUAUUCUGUCAGUAAUUAAUAUGUCAUUCGGAGGUAGGGUUUUCCGGUCUUUCGUCAAUGCCGUGAAAGCAGCAUUGAAUGCAGGAAUUGUAGUGGUAGCCUCCGCUGGAAAUCACAAUGUGUCCGAUCUGUACGAUGAGACUGAUUCGUGUAAAAUAGUCCCAGCAAACAUAACCAGGGCCAUUACAGUUGGCGCCACCAACAAAGAUGAUUACUUGUCUGCAUUCAGUUUCUUAGGACCUUGCGUCGAUAUUUACGCUCCAGGGUCGCAUAUUAGUGGUGCCAAUUACACACUCGACCCCAUGUAUGGGGUGAGCCAAGGGACGUCAUUUUCAGCACCUCUCGUCGCCGGUGUAGUCGCAGGAAUGCUGCAGGUGUUUCGCGAUGCUAAGUACUACACAAAACCGUCGAAAGACGUUGUUAAGGACAUUAACAAGUACAUCAUCAAGUAUGCGGAGAACGGCAAAGUGAAGGGCCUCCCGAAGGGCAACAACAACUUUAUGCUUCAGGCCACCGGUCUGUAUACUGUUGAUACGCCGGCUUCUUAA
This is a messenger RNA of Lingula anatina, 966 nucleotides long. Its product is annotated as extracellular serine proteinase-like. The record is from RefSeq and is a predicted model, not a curated record. NCBI's taxonomy places the organism in Eukaryota, Metazoa, Brachiopoda, Lingulata, Lingulida, Lingulidae.